AUGAAACGAGACGUCACAACAACGUUGAAUACAUUGCUUAACCUCUGCUCAACACCUAUUCUACUGGACAACAACCCGACUGAUGCUGUGGCGCCACCGAAUCGCAAGUCGAACAUCAUACGCUCGCUGAAAGCCACCUUCGCGAUUGGACUAUCGCCAAUAACGAUCCUUGCCGGCACCUAUGGAUUGAUCUUCCAGGGCUGGUUCAUCACGAUCGGUGCACAGAUCCCGAUCAUUGUAUUCGAACCACUAGAAGCUGGAGGCUAUGGCUUCUCACCAGUCGGAGUCUCAAAUUUCUCCUUCUCUGCCUGGGUCGGCGCGCUUGCUGGUGUGGUCUACGGUAUCCUGGUGAAUGGUCGGAUCCCGCAGCUUCUGCAAAAGCGGAACAAUGGGAUCUGGCGGGUAGAGUAUCGCCUUCAUGCCGCCUGGCUACCAUCACUCAUCGUGGGGCCUAUUGGAUGUGGCCUGUUUGGAGCGGCUCUGCACAACCACUGGCACUACAUGAUCCUCGCGGUCGCCGAGGUGUUCAUCAUCUUUGCCGCCGUGGCUUGUGUUCCGCCGCAGACGAACUAUAUCAUCGAGAUCUGGAAAGGAUCUCCGCAGGAAGUGUCGACUGCCCUUAAUGUGUGGCGUAUAUCAUUCGCCAUUGCUGUGCAGUUCCUAUACGACGGGUGGGUGGAGAAGGUGGGUGUACAAUGGGACCUUGGCUCAGGCACUUCAGUCUAUGGCCAGAUAGCGUUGAGGCAGACUCAUCCAGGGACGAUGACCGACUUGGUUCUGUUGAUCAAGUUCGUUGACGCUGACAGCGCUUCGUCUCUCCGAGGACGAGAGCCAACGCUUGAACCUGCGAAGGCGUCGCUGCGAUGCGGGGUACACGGUAGCAUGCUUGAGGGCAAUACAUGA
Messenger RNA from Fulvia fulva, 903 nucleotides. RefSeq lists its product as uncharacterized. The record is from RefSeq and is a predicted model, not a curated record. Gene Ontology annotation, biological process: transmembrane transport. The transcript has 3 exons. Gene Ontology annotation, molecular function: transmembrane transporter activity. Bases 1 to 903 code for a protein of 300 amino acids. NCBI's taxonomy places the organism in Eukaryota, Fungi, Ascomycota, Dothideomycetes, Mycosphaerellales, Mycosphaerellaceae.